AUGUCACGAGAAGAGCUCUCAGCGGCUGCCGCGCCGGUGCUGUUCCGCGACCGAUAUCCCCUGCCCCUCAUCGCGGAGACCCUACAGAAUCUGGCCAAGGCUAAGUGGUUUACCAAGUUGGACGUGGUGGCCGCCUUCCAUAAGAUCCGCAUGGCUCCGGGACAUGAGGGAAAGACCGCAUUUCGCACGAGGUUUGGGCUCUACGAGUGGCUCGUGUGCCCUUUCGGCCUGAACGGCGCCCCGGCAUCAUUCCAACGAUACAUGAACAGUGUGUUGCGCGAGUGGCUGGACGACUUUGUCACAGCAUACCUGGAUGAUGUGCUGAUCUACUCGAGUGACCCAGCGAAGUGCGAGUUUUCGGUACAAGAGGUCAAAUACCUUGGGUUCAUCGUCAACGCAGGGAAGGGAAUCGCCUGCGACCCCGAGAAGCAGCGUGCCAUCCGCGAAUGGGAGGCCCCGACCACGGUGAAGGGUGUCAGAAGCUUUCUGGGCUUCGCCAACUACUACCGGAUCUUUAUCCCCGACUAUGCCAAGAUCACGCAGCCUCUAGAUGCCCUGCUUAAGAAAGGAACUGCCUUUCGUUGGAGACGAGCGGAGAACGAGGCGUUUCAGGAGCUGAAGCGACGAUUUUGCGAGUCACCUGUGCUCAAGCAGUGGGAACCGAGCCUCCUGACCUUUUUGGAGACAGAUUGCUCAGGCUACGCAUUGGGAGGCGUCCUGUCUCAGGAAAGCCCAGAUGGACGUCGACACGCAUGUGCCUUCUUCUCGAAGCGACUGUCGCCAGCGGAGUACAACUAUCCCAUUCACGACAAGGAGAUGCUUGCCAUCAUGAGAUGUCUCGACAACUGGAGCGCCGAACUUAGGAGCUGCGGCCCAUUCACAAUCCUUACCGAUCACCGCAACCUGGAGACAUCCACCCUGCCGGAGAUGAAGGUCUUCGAGGAAGCGGACCUGCAGCAACUCUGGGACGAAACGGUGGAGAAGGACCCGAUAUUCCGGGCAGCCUAUAAGGCAGUCCGCGAUCGCGAGCGUGCCUUCCCGCCCUCGCUGGGCCUGAAGAUCCAGAUUUCAGAAUGUGCGAUCGACGCAGGAAAAAGGCUGACAUUCAGAGACCGUAUUUGGUCGCAUGACUCUGUUGCGACCGGUCAUCCCGGCAGGGAAGGUACGCUGGCUAUUGUGGCUCGGCGAUUCUACUGGCCUGGACAGUCCCAGCUGGUUCGUCGGUUCGUAGCCAAUUGCGACACCUGCGGCAGAGCACACAUCUGGCGCCAGUCGAAAAGGGGAUUUCUCAAGCCUCUCCCGAUUCCAGAUCGACCCCGAAGCCAUUUGUCCAUGGACUUCAUCACAGAUCUGCCGCCUACUGGACCGAGCAAGGCAAGGUACCUGUGGGUGAUUGUGGACAGACUGACAAAGGCUGUGACCCUCGAGUGUCAUUACCGAUUUCACGGAAUGCCACGGUCCAUCGUCAGCGACCGCGGGAGCAACUGGCUAAAGAGAAUGAACCAGGAGAUCGAGGCCUACCUGAGAGCCUACGUGUCGUACGUGCAGGACGACUGGGAGAACUGCUCCCUGCCGCGCAGCUGGCACUCAACAAUCGUGAAUCCGCAGCGACCAAGAUCAGCCCCUUUUCGCUGA
Molecule: messenger RNA, 1635 nt
Organism: Hirsutella rhossiliensis
Lineage: Eukaryota; Fungi; Ascomycota; Sordariomycetes; Hypocreales; Ophiocordycipitaceae
Product: reverse transcriptase (RNA-dependent DNA polymerase) domain-containing protein
Exons: 8
Coding region: 1-1635 (544 amino acids)
Molecular function (GO): nucleic acid binding
Source: RefSeq, a predicted model, not a curated record